Monomorium pharaonis (pharaoh ant) is the source of this 2653-nucleotide messenger RNA. RefSeq names its product histone-lysine N-methyltransferase 2D. Gene Ontology annotation, biological process: Wnt signaling pathway. NCBI's taxonomy places the organism in Eukaryota, Metazoa, Arthropoda, Insecta, Hymenoptera, Formicidae. The record is from RefSeq and is a predicted model, not a curated record. The transcript is spliced from 2 exons. The coding region runs from base 883 to 1743 and encodes 286 amino acids.
GCGAUUAGACUUGUCGAGUUCGGAAGACGAAGUGUUUACAGAUAAUCUAAAGCAGGCAAUUGAUCAGCAGUUUUUACAUGAUGAUUUGUAUAACACAGAAAAAGCCAAGGUCACUCAAUCUGAUGGAGUGUUAUCAAAAAAGGGCAUGACUACCUCAAAAGCGUCCAAGGGCUAUAAAAUUUUCUUUUUCGAAACCAGAUGCACCUAUCAACCCUGGGAAAAUGCGCGGACAGGAAGACAUAAAUUUUCUCUCCCUUUCCUAGAUAAGGACAUUUGAAAAUUCCAACCCCCCUCUUUCCCACCACAACUUAGAAUCCUUUCGGGCGGAAACUAGAAGAAAUGAACCAAUGACUAGAAACCUAAACGGAUAAUGAGACGAAUUUUCCAAUGAGCAACCUCCAAAUUUGGAAGCGUUAGAAAGAAACCUACCAAUCCAAGAACUAAGAAAUUCGUUUGGUCACCUACACCCCCAUCCUGCCCCUUAGAAACACUCUAUAAAAACCGCGAUUUAUAGGAUCGCGGCACCAGUUUAUUACGACUUCUAGUUCAAACCAUACCCUCGUGUCGCGCCUAGGUUACAAGUUCGUUCCGCGAACGCUCAGUGCUUACUACUUGACCAAAGAUUUUCAGUGCCUAAUUUCAACUACUAAACACUUAGUGAAGUGAGUGCACCCGGAGUACUCCCUGCCUCAUUCUUCUCUGGUCCCAGCAGCCCCGGCCCAGACGGAUCAGCUCAACUCAGUCAACCAGUCUCGCCAAGUAGUAAAUCUCCAAACUCAAAUUUCUUUCGGGUCUUGGUUUCUCGCGGAUUAAUAAAGUAAAUAAACAAAUCUGAAUUGUAAUGGAGAAAAGUUUCUUUCUCCGAAAUCGGUCAAAUUUUAAAUGGUCACGGAGGAGGGCAGGAUCAGGCGGGCCCUCGCGCAAACGCAAAACGCUACAUCGCGUCCCAAGGGCUCAUCUCUUCCGGCGGGGGUCACGGAUUCUGAUCUUCGCCCUCGAGAGUCCGACCAGGGAUCCAGGCUCGCGGAUUCCGAUCCUGCCAUUCAGGAAUCCGACCAGGCGUCCCGGUUCACGGAUUCCGAGCCAACCGCUCGAAAGUCCGACCAAGGACCCAGGUUCGCGGAUUCCGAGGCAGACCUUCGGGAGUCCAGCCAGGCGUCUCGGUUAGCGGAUUCCGGGGCAACCACUCGAGAGUCCGGCCAUCUGCCCCGGUUCGCAGAUGCUGCCCCCCAUGUUCGGCAACCCGAAGAACAAAUCGCGGAUUCACCCCCUCGAGGGUCAAUAUCUCCCUUACCUCUUUCACUACACUAUUCACCUAUUAGCUCACCUGAAAUAAUAGAAAUACCACCUUCACCUUCACCUUCGAAUCCUGAUGUAGAGUUUAUGUCACCUCCAGCUUCACCUUCUUCUAAUUCUGAUGUAGAGUUUAUAGCCGAACAUCCUCCCCCUUCACUCCCUCGUCCACAAUAUUAUUAUUAUAAUGGCACUAAACAAUCGUUAAUAGAAUUAUUAGAGCAGUUCCCCCUCAAAGAAGACCCCCUACUCCUGCUCCACCGUGAGUUUGCCCUUAUCCCAGAGGCGAUCGACCCUGUUUGUUUAUCUUCUGUAGUAUCCUCUCUCGCUCCCACAGACCGUAUCCUCGUUUUCACACCGUACUACCGCGAUCUCUUUGCCGUCCCAGUGGACUUAUUUUAUAAUUUCUUUUCCCCUUCUUCUACUGUGACACUGGAGGAAAUUAUUUAAGAACUCAAGACGUACCGCAUAUUUAAUAUAUUGUAGAUGCUGUAGAAUCAUUUUAAGAUAAUUAACAUGUAUGUAAAUAGUCAUAGACCAGAGUUUGAUAACACGGCGGAAUGUUAGUACACAACAGAAAUAAAUAUAGACAUAUUACAAUUAAACGAAAAUUUAUCAGAAAAGCGUAAAAUCGUAUAUCAUUCAACAAAUCAGCUGCUAUGUUUAAACUUAAUAAGUAAUUUGGUCAAUAGUAAAAUCGUAUAUCAUUCAACAAAUCACCCGCUAUGUUUAAACUUAAUAAAUAAUUUUGUCAAUAGUAAAAUCGUAUAUCAUUCAACAAAUCACCCGCUAUGUUUAAACUUAAUAAAUAAUUUUGUCAAUAGUAAAAUCGUAUAUCAUUCAACAAAUCACCCGCUAUAUUUGAACUUAAUAAAUAAUUUUGUCAAUAGUAAAAUCGUAUAUCAUUCAACAAAUCACCCGCUAUGUUUAAACUUAAUAAAUAAUUUUGUUAAUAGUAAAAUCGUAUAUCAUUCAACAAAUCACCCGCUAUGUUUAAACUUAAUAAAUAAUUUGGUCAAUAGUAAAAUCGUAUAUCAUUCAACAAAUCACCCGCUAUAUUUGAACUUAAUAAAUAAUUUUGUCAAUAGUAAAAUCGUAUAUCAUUCAACAAAUCACCCGCUAUAUUUGAACUUAAUAAAUAAUUUUGUCAAUAGUAAAAUCGUAUAUCAUUCAACAAAUCACCCGCUAUGUUUAAACUUAAUAAAUAAUUUUGUCAAUAGUAAAAUCGUAUAUCAUUCAACAAAUCACCAGCUAUAUUUGAACUUAAUAAAUAAUUUUGUUAAUAGUAAAAGCGUAUAUCAUUCAACAAAUUAGCCGCUAUGUUUAAACCUAAUAAAUGAUUUUGUCAAUAAUAGAUAAA